AUGGGGCAGCAACAGUGGAAGCAACCUCGCUGGGCUAGUGAGCUGAUGGCGGGAUGGUUUCACUUGAUGGUUGAAUGGAAGGGGAGCUCCCUUGUCAAAAUGGUGCAGCGGCAGUAUUGGCCAGAAUGCCGGCGUCGCGAGGAUGCCCCAUCUUGUCCGUAUAAGUUACUCCGUACAGAGACACACAUCGAGGCCAUGGAGUCGUCCCGGACACACAGUUGGGAUGCUCACGGGAGGCGUCUGUUCCCGCAUAAACUUCAGCCUUCACAUGCAACUACAAGGGCGCGACAUGUAACUCAUCUCAAGAGGCGAAAUGCAGCAGAACGGGGGCCGGCAGACACCGAACUCACUAAACCACCCAAGCGAUCCCACACACCAGAUGGGCCUGGGGUUCUCGGCGUGCAUCCUUACUGUACAUCAUAA
Messenger RNA from Coccidioides immitis RS, 423 nucleotides. RefSeq lists its product as uncharacterized. NCBI's taxonomy places the organism in Eukaryota, Fungi, Ascomycota, Eurotiomycetes, Onygenales, Onygenaceae. The record is from RefSeq and is a predicted model, not a curated record. The transcript is spliced from 3 exons. Bases 1 to 423 code for a protein of 140 amino acids.